Molecule: messenger RNA, 1248 nt
Organism: Linderina pennispora
Lineage: Eukaryota; Fungi; Kickxellomycota; Kickxellomycetes; Kickxellales; Kickxellaceae
Product: alpha/beta-hydrolase
Exons: 7
Coding region: 1-1248 (415 amino acids)
Biological process (GO): proteolysis
Molecular function (GO): peptidase activity
Source: RefSeq, a predicted model, not a curated record
AUGUGGAAUUCAGCAAGCUUCACCACUCUCCACAACGGCGACGCCCUCUAUGACGCAGCUUUCGCUUUCAUCCAUGUCCCUUUCACCUCGCAUGAACCAGCAGCUUGGUGCACGAGCUCGACCGCACAGACGUCGAGUCGUACAUUAUCCCCGGCGGUAUUGUGUAUGAGCGCUUCUUCGACUGCCCGCUCGACUACUCCAAGCCCUGACAGCAACGAGACUGUGCGCGUGUUUGCCCGCCAUAUUGUGCCCUUGGACAAGAAGGAUGACAUGCACAAGCUGCCGUUCAUGCUGUAUCUGCAGGGCGGGCCUGGCUUCGAAGGCGGCUGGUAUAAGACCGCAAUCGAUAACGGCUACCAGAUCCUGUUGCUCGAUCAGCGUGGCACCGGCUUCUCUUCGGCCAUUAGUGCGGACAGCCUAGAUGCCAAGUUCUCGACGACCGAAGAAAAGGUCAAAUAUGUCGCUCAGUUCCGCGCCGACAACAUUGUGCGCGACAGCGAGCACAUUCGCAAGAUUCUGUGCGCUGGCCGCGACGACGAUACCAGCAAGUUCGCGCUGCUGGGUCAGUCGUUUGGCGGAUUCUGUAUCACCACGUAUCUGUCGAUGUUCCCGGAGGGCAUUUCCAAGGCCUUCAUCACCGGUGGAGUGCCUCCUUUGGUAGACAGCCCGGACCAGGCGCACGAUACACCGCAACAAAGCAGUACUUAUGGCAAGUACCCGCGUGAUAUCGCCCGCAUCAAGCAGAUCAUGCUCUACCUCAACGAGCAUAACGUGACGCUGCCGGACAGUCGGAAACCUGUCUCCACGCCGAUUCCAGCAGCUCGGAAUCAACUUUGGGUUCACGGGUGGCUUCGACAGCGUCCACCAGCUAGUCGUCAAGGCUACCCACGAUCUGGAUACGAAUGGGAACUCCCAGCCAGUGGUCUGCACACCGGGAGUUUGCCCAUCACGUCGAGCGAGAUUUCUCAAAAGUCCGAGGACGAGCCCGUGUACCUCACCGGCGAAACUGUCUACCCGUGGAUGCUCGACGAAUUCCCGGAGCUGCGCCGGACUGAAGGAGAGUACCAGGGCUGGGGCCAGCUGUACGACGAGAACGCGCUGCGCAAGAACACUGUGCCGGUUGCCGGUGUGUCGUAUUACAACGACAUGUUCGUCGACUUUUACCUCAGCGAGAAGACCGCACAGACCGUCAAGGGAUUCCAUCAGUGGGUCACCAACGAGUACCUUCACAACGGCCAUGCGUGCUGA